Molecule: messenger RNA, 3413 nt
Organism: Salpingoeca rosetta
Lineage: Eukaryota; Choanoflagellata; Craspedida; Salpingoecidae
Exons: 12
Coding region: 127-2784 (885 amino acids)
Cellular component (GO): SAGA complex
Source: RefSeq, a predicted model, not a curated record
AUUUCGUUGGCGCUUCCCCACCACCAUCCAUCCCACAACAACGUAGCAGCAAGGACCGGUGCACCACGAGAGGUUGACCUGAUCUCACGUCGUCGCACAGCAACAAGCAACAGUAGCCAAUCCACCAUGUCGUCCAAGCUUUGGGGCGACCUACCCCUGCCGCGCCACCUCUUUGCCGACUUUGGAUCAUCAUCGUCAUCAGCAUCGUCGUCAUCGUCGCAGUUCGUGGAUGGCCAUGUGGACAGGCCAAACGCACUCCACCACCCACGAGAUCAUGAACUCGACACGCGCUACUUCAGCAGCUUCCCGAACAAAGAGGCGCUCAUCUUGGUCAAGUGCGACUCGUGCCACCGCAACGUUCUCCAGUCUGCAUACAACGACCAUGCCAGUCACUGUCACGGUGUGUCAACGUUUCAAGCCAUUCCAGUCAAGAAGAAACCGCCGGGUCCUGCAACAGCCAACGGCAAGCACCCCGCAGCCAUCAUCAAAGCGGCCCCUGCGACGUUCCCUGCCAACGGCUUCAACAUCCCGUGCCCGCUUCCGCCGCACCCCAUGCCCCCGCCACCGGGCACAGACGCUGCUGCCGUCAUUGACGUCGACGCCUCCACAUCGCCAGCGCUCUCCCAGCCCACAACCGCAGCAGCGACAGCAGCGGCAACACAGGAGCCAGCAAGCCCGCUCGACCCGGACACAGAUCCCGCACUCUUCCACUGCCUGCGCACAACGGGCGUGACGAUGGUGACGGGGCCGGCGAUUGUGCUCAACAACCCGCCUUACAUCGACCCAGCCUCUCUCCCACCUUCGACACACCCACUCCCAGCAGAUGGGCGCGUGGACUUUGAUCGCAUGUGUGGUGUUCUCAUCAUCGGAGGCGGCGGCCGGUGCCGGAAUCCACUCACGUGCAAGGUUCACACGGAGAGCGAGAAGCGGUGUGUGCGCGGGCGCACGAUGCCAUUUAACUCGCUGCUUCUUCGCCACUUUAAGGAAGAGCACGAGCGGUUGCUGUGGCAGCAGCAGCGGGAGAAAGAGCAAGAAGAAGACAAGGAACAUCAGCAGCAACUGCAGCAGCAAGCAGAACAAUCCCAAGCAGCGACAGCGGCAGAGAAGCGCGUGCCAGCCUUCAUGAGCCGCCUGCGCAUGCGUGCGAGUUCACCGGCUGCUGUUAAGUCGUAUGGGGCGCGGCGCGUGGGCACGUGCGGACAUGUGUUUGGCGCCUCCAAGGGCACACGCCGACUUCGAUAUGCGGUGGCGUACCAGCUCACACAGCAGCAGCAGCGUUUCGAGCGCAGGCAGAAGGCCAAGCAGGCGGUGGCUGGUGCUCACAGCUCGACCAACACCAGCAGCAAAGGCCACAAGGGUAGCGAAGAUGGCAGGAACAAAACAACCGCCAACACCAACUCCACCAACACCAACAGCACAGAUAACGACAGUAGCAAUGUCGCCAGCACCACAUCACCACCGCUGUCGCGAGUGCCACGCGUCGUGCCUGCCCUGCGCCUGGCAAAGGGACGUGUGGUUUCAAACGCGCUCGCAGACGUCACGCUUCCGUCCAGCAUGUACGAUGCCAUCACGGCGCCGUCACAGCAGUGGUCCAACACGGUCUCUGUGGCCACGCGCGUGCGCCUGUUGGAGAGAAUACCGCCGCCUGCGCCAAAGCGCGUUCGCGCCCGUGGAAAGAGCACAGCAACCGCAGCCGGGGCGAGCACACCCACCACCAACAAGAAGGCAAAGACAACCACAGCGACAGGGACACCAAGCACAUCAUCAGCAGCAACAACAGCAACAACAGCGACACGUGUGGCGUCUGCAUCGUCGGUUUCACCGUCAACGGCUGCGGGUGGCAGCAAGGGGGCGAAGGGCAAAGCAACGAAAGCGAAGGAGACCAAAGCCAGCGGCAACAACAACAACAACAACAGCAGCGCUGCAAAGGCAACGCCACCAACAAAGGGGCGUGGACGCGGGCGACCAAAGGGGUCUGGACGAGGCAGCAAGCAGGCAAGCAAGGCCAAGCAGGGCGCUGCUGGUGGUGGUGGCGGCGCCACCACGAAGGCUGGCGGGAGCAAGGCGAGCAAGGGGCGUGGUCGGGGAGCAGCCGCCACAUCGUCAUCGUCAUCGUCUGCAGCAGCAAAGACAAAGGGCAAGAAGGGGCCAGCAAAGAAUUCCAAGACAGCGGCGGCGGCAUCAAGCAAGAAGCCACACAAACCCGGGCCGCAGGCGCCAUCAUCGCCCCUGUUUGAGCAGGAAAUCUCCAUGGAGCCGUUACCCAUUGACACGCAACCGCCAGCGCGCCACAAAUACCGCUACCCGACGCAGCAGCAGCAGUCAACAACAGCCAUGGACGAGUUUGACUUUGGGCCGGAGUUUGAGAGUCUAUUUGGGACGCCAACAAUGGGCCCAAGCGCUGCUGGCGACGAUGCUGGCACGGGCGGCGGUGGCGGCGGUGUGGAGAUGAACGAGGAGGAGGUUGAGCAGUUGUUGGCAAACCCUGACCUGUUCCCGCUGGAGAUGGAGAUGGAAUUGUUAGGGGAUGUACCCCCACCCACCACUACCACGACCACACACCACCACCACCACCACCAGCAGCAGCAACAAGCACAGGAGCAAUACCAUCAGCAGCAGCAGCAACAGCAACAACAACAACAGCAGCAGCAGCAGCAGCAGCAGCAGCAGCAGCAGCAGCAACAGGGGACCACAAGUAUGACCAUGCAGGAUUUGCCUGACUCGGUUGAAUUGUUUCUGGCGAUGACCCAUGGACAGAGUGAUGAUAUCACCAGCUUGCUGUGAUGGGCAUGUGAAGCAAUGAGGGCUGGCUGGAUACGCGAGCUAAGAGCGUGUUUAAAGGAGGAUUGUACAUUGCGGUGGUAUGUUGACGUCGGCAGUAGAGGGGAUGUCUGGGCCGAGGGAGAAACACACACGCGCGUGUGAACAUGUGGUGAACACGCGUGUGUGCAACUUGUGUGAAUGCGUGAACACACGAGUGCAUGUGUGUGAACAUGUGUGUAUAUGUAUGUGUUAGCUCGCCUCGAGUGAAUUCUUCUUGUCUACUAGUAGCAAGCCGUGGCUGUCUGUUGGUGCAUGCAUGGCUGCUGUGCACAAUGUGCCCAGGCGCUCGUGUGUUUCACAUGAUGUUAUGUCCAUUUUUUUUCCAUUCGAUACGAACAGCGUGAGCUGUUUAUUGUUCAUUUCACACCACUUGUCGGUGAUGGUAGCAGCAGCUUGCCAGUGCAGUAGAAUUGCAUUGUAUGUACAUGUGUGCGCCAUUGUGAAUACAUGUGUGUGUGUGUGUUAGCUGGAGUGAUUGGUAGUGAUUGGGUGCUUGCCGAAUUUGUUGAUUUGUCUCGCAAAAGCGGCGCGUUUGACUCACAUGAGGUUUUACUUAAACGUGAAUGCGAACAAUAAACGCAAGACGCAAG